This is a messenger RNA of Dermatophagoides pteronyssinus (European house dust mite), 1921 nucleotides long. It is a transcript of the gene Ltn1, whose product is annotated as E3 ubiquitin-protein ligase listerin. Gene Ontology annotation, cellular component: cytosol; RQC complex. Gene Ontology annotation, molecular function: ribosomal large subunit binding; ubiquitin protein ligase activity. NCBI's taxonomy places the organism in Eukaryota, Metazoa, Arthropoda, Arachnida, Sarcoptiformes, Pyroglyphidae. Gene Ontology annotation, biological process: rescue of stalled cytosolic ribosome; ribosome-associated ubiquitin-dependent protein catabolic process. The record is from RefSeq and is a predicted model, not a curated record.
AAUGAAAUUUUUUUACUUGUAAAAUCAAUCGAUUAAAUUGUGAUAAUUUUCAUUGAGUUUUUUUUUGUUGUUUUGUUUUGGAUCCAAAAUGAGUAAUCGUACCAAAGGAAAUGUUAAACCAUCAAAUAGUGAACGUGCAUCACGUCUAUUGACAACGAAUAAAUUUCUUUCAUUUUCGGAAGCAUCGAAAAAUUUAUCCUCGGUAUAUAAAGCAACCGAUGGUGGUGGUGGUGGUGGUGGUACGAGUGGCUUGAAACAAAAUGAUUCAUCAACAUCGGCAUUCGAUUGCGAAAUUAGUUCAGAUUUUCAACAAAUAUUCAAACAUAUGGCCAAAAAAGAUGUUAAUACAAAAAUAAAAGCAAUGGAAGAAUUUGUUGAAUUAUGUCAUCGAAAAAAUCCGAAUGAAUUAUUAAAUAUAGCAAGAUUUUGGUUUCGUUUAUAUAGAAAAUUAGCCAAUUCAUUAGAAUGGAAUAUACGUAAUGCAAGUCAUGAAACACAAUAUGAAUUUAUUUCAUCAUUAGAUAAAAAUUUAUUAAUGGAAUAUUUUGAACCAUCAAUAAAUAAUGAAUCAUCAACUGAUUAUCGAAAUGGUGAAAUUUCUUUUCAAACAUUAAUCACUAUGCCGGCUGUAAUGUGGAAUUCAUGUUUCGAUGCAUAUAAUCAACCAUUUCAAUCAGCACGGAAUGUAUUUCGAUAUCUAUUUUCACGUGAUAAAACAAUUAAUUUUCUAUUGGAUAAUUGUGAUUCAAUUCUUAAUUAUUGUUUAUAUUUUUUAUUCAACAAAAUUCCUAUUGAACUUUUUUAUAAUACAUCACUGCCAGCUGAUUCAAUACGAAUGUUUGAUGAUCAUCAAAUUGGUAUUUGUUUAUUAGGUAUUUCAACAAUGAUUAAUGAAUUAUUAUGUUUUUAUAAGAAAAAUAUCGAUGAAAACAAUAAUGUUUAUAAAUGUUUGGAAAAGAUUUUCAUUCGUUUUAACGAAGAAUUUGUUCGUUGUAAAGGUCUAAUGGAUGAUGAUAAUACCGAUGAUAAUGAUCAAACGUCAACAACAACAACAGUGAAAACAUUGGAAAAUCGAUUCGAAGAAUUAGAAAUGAGUCGAAAAGAAAAGAAAAGAUUGAAUAGAAAUUAUUUUUCAACCAUUAUGAAUGGUAUGGUUGAUUCUACUAUUGAAAUACGUGGAAUUUCAUGGUUAUUAGCAUCACAUUUAUUAUCUAACCAAAAUGAUCUUUUCAAUCAAUUAUGGUCAAUAGUUGAUCGUCCAAAUUGGUUGGAAAAAAUAUUGAAACCAUUCAUUGUAAAUGGAAUGAAAUCAUCUGGUUCGAUUAUUGAUUUUGGUAUUGAUCGUAUUGGUUUGAAAAGUUAUUUGGCUUUAUAUCCGGAAUUAUCUUUUGAAAUGGAUAAAUAUUUUAGUGGUUUACGUUUAAUUUGUCCACAAUAUUAUCAACAACAACGUUUUAUGAUUGAUUUUAAUGAUAAAAUUAAUUUGAUUAUGGUUUUUAUUCGUUCAUUUAAUCAAAAUCAAGCGGCGACGACGACGACUGAUCAAUCUUAUUCAAUAUUUGAUCUAUUUCUUCGUAACCUAUUGAUAUCCAUUGAUAAUAUUGGCCUUUUAACGGAUAUGUUAUUUUUGAUUGAAUUAUUUUUCAAUAUAAUCAAUUUUGCAUUGCAAGAAUCAUUAUUGGAAGAAUCAUCAUGUAUUGAACAUUUACAUUGUUUAUUGAAACGAACAAUGAAUAAUGAAAAACGUGAUUUAUAUCUUCGUAGUCAGAUUUAUUUAAAUCAUUUGCUAUUGAUUAAUCGUUUGAUGAAGCAAAAAUUUAAUGAACAAUUGGUAACACGACUGGCAAACGUUUAUGAAGAUUUAUUAACAAACUAUCCAGAUGAUGAUAAUUUAGCUAUAUUACGUUUUAUGACCGAAUCA